Syngnathus typhle (broad-nosed pipefish) is the source of this 2274-nucleotide messenger RNA. It is a transcript of the gene eif2ak1, whose product is annotated as eukaryotic translation initiation factor 2-alpha kinase 1. Gene Ontology annotation, molecular function: protein kinase activity; ATP binding. Gene Ontology annotation, biological process: protein phosphorylation. The record is from RefSeq and is a predicted model, not a curated record. The transcript has 15 exons. NCBI's taxonomy places the organism in Eukaryota, Metazoa, Chordata, Actinopteri, Syngnathiformes, Syngnathidae. Bases 149 to 2134 code for a protein of 661 amino acids.
GAGUCUGAGGAAAGAUGGCCGCCACCUUACAACUAGUGAGAAUUGUUGUCCAAUUGUAUAAACAAAUAACCAAGUUUGUUUGAACUAUUACAGAUAGUAUUUGCUCGCCUAAAUUCAGAUCCUCGUUUAUUUAUUAUGGUCAGUUAACAUGUACAGUUUAACGUCCGCUAGCAGGCACUUGCGAUCGGAGGAAUGUUCUAGUAGCAGUAAUAAGAUUCUACUUCCCCGAAGCCGUCUGCUUAAAGCCGUUGGUAAUCAUGACUGCAGUCUGCCAAAUCUUGCCACCGAAGAGGACGAUGAAGUACACUUUGACACUUCCGACACCGACAGUCACCAUGAAGUUCUCUUGGCGGGUAGACGCGACUCGUCCGUCCAAGAGUUUGCCUCAGCUAUCCCCAACCACCUCCUCAUGGGGUCCCUGCUGGAACUUUUGUGCUUUGUUUACGAAAGUAAUCCAGCACGCUCGCGAACAUUAUUUAAAGUUAUUGGCCAGCGGUUAGCUUCUAUGAAUCUUCUCUCACCUUUGGCCAUAAGUGACGAGUUCAGCACAGUCAGACUUCAACACAAUCGGGCCUUCACCGAGCUGCUUAAUGCUGUUAGCUCCUCACCGUACUCACUGGAGCAGCAAAGCCUUAACAUAAACACACACAACCCUGCACUGAGACAAAAGGAGAGACUCUUUCAAGCCCAGACGUCCCGUUAUUUAAGCGAGUUUGAAGAAAUUGGUCGAAUUGGAAAAGGAUCUUAUGGGAAUGUUUAUAAGGUGCUAAACAAACUGGAUGGGCAGUGCUAUGCUGUGAAGAAGAUUCUCAUUAAAAAAGUCUCAAAGGAGGAUUGCAUGAAGGUGCUCAGGGAAGUGAAAGUGCUGUCCAGUUUGCAACACGUCAACAUCGUCGGCUAUCACACAGCGUGGAUGGAGCACGUUCAGUCCACGAUGUAUGCAGAGAACCGCCUACCUGAACUGGCUACACAAGAAGACAUUUCUGACGAGGACCUUGACAGCAGUAGCUCAAGUUACUCUGUAGUUUUCCAAAGCCGAAGCCAGCCGCAGGUGAACGGUUCUUCAAACGCCGCUGUGCCGCCAAGCAAUGGCAACCCACUAGCGCUGACACAAGAGAAGGGUCAGGAGGUGUGUCCGAGUAUGAUGCGACGUAUCCCCGAGAACUACGUACCCUGCGUCUUCCUGGGACAGAGAGGGCCCAUUAAGACCUCGAAAUGUCCCGCCGUUGGUUGGGACACGUCCGGACUGUUGGAGGCGGAGUCUAGCAAUAGCGGGAUUGAGGUCAACAACUCCUCCUGUGUUGAAAAGAAGUAUGAGCAGUAUAGCGACAAUAAACAGAUGGCAAAACCUGCUAAGGAGGUCCACCUCCACCUGAUGCUCUACAUCCAAAUGCAGCUAUGUGAACGUUCGCUCAAAGACUGGAUGUCUGAGAGGAAUUCCAAGCCCAAAGAGGAGCAAAUUCCAAGAUGUCCUUACGGAUGCGUGAACGCUGAGAACACGUUCAGUCUGCUCAGAAAAAUUCUGGAAGGGGUGGAAUACAUUCACUCGAGUGGAAUAAUUCACAGAGACCUCAAGCCAAGGAACAUUUUCCUGAACGGUCAUGACUGUCACGUUCGUAUUGGCGACUUUGGUUUAGCUUGCAGUGGUCUAAUACUAAAUAGUCCGGAAAGCGUCAUUUCUCCCACUGAUGAUUCCCCACAUACGACGGGCGUGGGUACAUUUGUCUACGCAUCACCUGAGCAACUGCGGAGCUCCCAUUAUGAUUCAAAGUCAGACAUGUACAGCAUCGGGGUGCUCGCUCUGGAGCUUUUUCAGCCCUUUGGUACAGAGAUGGAGCGAGUCCGGACAUUAGGGGACCUGCGAGAGGGGAAAAUACCCGAGUCCUUCAGCAACAGAUGGCCUGUCCUCGGCAAUUACAUCUCGAAGCUGACGAGUAUUGAGCCCGGCACGCGACCCACGGCCAGCCAGCUUCUACAGAGUGAACUCUUCUGCAGUAAAGAUGUGGUAAUCUGUGGUUUGAAGAAAAAGGUUGCAGCACAAGAGGAAGAAAUUCUUCUUUUGAGGAAACAAAUACAGCGGCUACAAAGUUCACACAGCACUUUUCAAAAUUGUCAGAGUUGGGAAGACACUUGACGCCUCAAAGGUUCACAAUGUGUCUUGACUUGAGUGAUUUCAUUUGUGCGAGUGCAUUCGUGUGGUCCUGGAAACAUUUAUAGAAAGGUCCAUUACAAUCAAUAUAUGUGUCAUAUUAAAUUAUUUAGUGUUUUACAGUA